This is a messenger RNA of Choloepus didactylus (southern two-toed sloth), 3974 nucleotides long. RefSeq names its product chromosome 11 C5orf22 homolog (gene C11H5orf22). Bases 844 to 1989 code for a protein of 381 amino acids. NCBI's taxonomy places the organism in Eukaryota, Metazoa, Chordata, Mammalia, Pilosa, Megalonychidae. The record is from RefSeq and is a predicted model, not a curated record. The transcript has 9 exons.
UGUGGGUGCGCUGUUCUAAGCCACGUGCGUGUCUGUUCCUCAUCUGUGAAAUGGGGACAAUAAUCGUACGCUCAUAGGACCUUUAGGAAUUGUGUGCGGCUUGUGUAUGUCAACCUUUCAACACGGUGCCCGGAAUACAUAAACGCUAAAGAUGUUACCUUUUUAAAUUGUUAUUGUUGCCUAUUUCUGUGGCACUGCUGUAUUAGUAUUUAAAUGAUGCCUUAAUGUAGACUUCUGGAAGCCUGUUAAGGUGGCCCAUAUUCCUCGGAAGUUUUCAAAAAGUAUCACUGAUAGGUCUUGGAGGUUCUCUGGAUAUGAAAGAGGAAAACGAUGACUGCGGAUUUAUUAAUGGAGAAAGUUAAAGAGGAAAGGCAGGGUAUUAGGUUUCUCAGGACUGAGAGAAGGGGAAAGUAUGGGUUAGGCGAUGCUUUCAAAUUCAGUAUUAAACUUAGAACUGUCGAGAAUGGGAAAGGAGAAAGAGUCUUACCAACCUCCGAGCCCAACCCCAUCGCCCCAAACGGGUGAAAAGGCACCGAGACCCUGCGUAGCAGGAACGCACAGUUAAUGCCAGAACCUGCUAGUGGUUGUACCUGAGCCCCAGGCCAACUUUGUUGCCCCACGUUACCUGUUGAGUUUGAGGUGGAGGCCACAUGGCAGCUGAAGCUGCCCAUUUGGAAGUGCAAGUUGGAAGUUCUGAGAAUAAAAUAAGGCUUGAUAUAGUUAUCUGGAUCAUUUGCAGUUCUGCCUUUUAUAUACCGGGCCAUUGGUUCAAAGCAUCUUCCUGCCAAUAAUAUAAGUUUUGUGCAUUUUGAUUCACAUCCAGACCUCCUUAUUCCUGUGAAUAUGCCAGCAGACACUGUGUUUGACAAGGAAACACUCUUUGGAGAAUUAAGUAUCGAGAAUUGGAUUAUGCCUGCAGUUUAUGCUGGCCAUUUUUCUCAUGUCAUAUGGCUUCAUCCCAUGUGGGCUGAACAGAUCAGAGAAGGCAAACAUCACUUUUUAGUAGGCAAAGACACUUCUACCACAACAGUCAGGGUUACAAGUACAGAUCAUUACUUCCUAAGUGAUGGUCUUUAUGUACCUGAAGACCAGCUAGAGAACCAAAAACCUUUGCAAUUGGAUGUAAUUAUGGUAAAACCUUAUAAAUUCUGUAACAAUCAAGAAGAAAAUGAUGCAGUGUCUUCUGCUAAGAAGCCAAGACUAACACUGGAAGAUGUGGAAAACACUGUCUCUACUAACUGUGAUUCUUAUUCAGAAGGACUGGAAAAGGACACAGUGACACGGGAAAGUGGACAAACUUGCCUAGAACCAUCAUUUUCAUGUUCUUCUGAAAGUCAGGAAUGCCAUACUACAGCCAGCACUGGGAAAAUUCUGGAAAUUUUGGAAAAAGGGGAUGCAUUUGUUUUAGAUAUUGACUUAGAUUUUUUUUCAGUCAAGAAUCCCUUCAAAGAAAUGUUCUCUCAGGAGGAGUACAAAAUCUUGCAAGAGCUAUAUCAGUUUAAAAAGCCUAGUACCAACCUAACAGAGGAAGAUUUGGUAGACUGUGUUGAUACUCGAAUUCAUCAACUAGAAGAUUUAGAAGCUGCCUUUGCUGAUUUGUGUGAUGGCGAUGAUGAAGAUACUGUACGGAGAUGGGCUUCAAACCCUGGAAUGGAGUCACUAGUUCCACUUGUACAAAGUUUGAAAAAACGGACAGAAGUGCCAGACUAUGAAAUGGUUCACCAGGCUGGUCUAACCUGCGAUUAUUCAGAACUUCCUCACCACAUUAGCACAGAACAAGAAAUUGAAUAUCUUAUUCAGUCUGUAUAUUAUUUACUGAAAAAUUUACCAAAACCUACUCUUGUAACAAUUGCAAGGUCAAGUCUGGAUGAUUACUGUCCUUCUGAGCAAGUUGACACCAUUCAAGAAAAAGUUCUCAACUCGCUGCGCUCCCUCUAUGGGAGUCUAGACAUUCACUUGGCAUAUUCAGCAGGUUCUUCUCCAUCCUGAAACAAAACCAAACACUAUGUUCCUAUUACAUCUUCAUGUAGUAACGGGUUGCAUUAAAUUAUUUGUAGUGAGUCUUCCAGAGAACACUGUGUGUUUUAACUUUCAGUUGAAACCUUUCAAGUAUUUUGAAUCUCCAAACAAAUACCAUCAAAUGUUGAAUGAUGACAUUUUUUUUGGCAUCAAGACUUCAUCCAACUGAUAGAACUCUUGCUUUUUCUUUCUUUUUUUUCCAAUCCUUGUCCUCUUCUUUUUUGUGAGAGGUUUUUUCCUCUCUUUUACCCUUAGGUUGGUUGGACUGUAUGAGACUCAGUCAUUCAUUCAUUUAUUCAUUCAACCAGCUGAUAUUUAUUGAGCACUUACAGUGUAUCAGACAUUAAUGAAUGCUAGAUCAUGGUAAUGAACAGAAUGGACAAGGCCUCUGUCCUCUUCGGGGAGACAAGAAAAAAAUUAUGGUUUUUGAGAGGUGUUAGGAAGGAAAGAAUCAUAAAUAUAUUAGGCAUGCCCUUAGUACUCAGGGCACCUUAGGCUUAUGGGAAAGUAGCAUUCUCAAAGGCUACUACAAAAAAAGAGCUUGCCAGUUGGUGAAAAUAUUGCAGUAAAUCUACCUUUCCUAGGCUGUUGGGAUGUGGCCCAGGUCUAGCGGAAUGCUCUCUAGCAUUGGUAUUGAGGAGGUCUGGUUGACUAACUCAAUCAAACAAAAAUUAAGUUUUCUUUGCUAAUCUAAAAAGCCUUUCAAGGUUUUUAUACCUCCAGUUUGGCAUGGUAGGCAUCGAUUAUCAUUAUAGACCCUAACUGCCACUUUUUUGGCCGUCUGGGUUGUUGGUUUUUCAGACAAACCAGCUUUUUAUGAAAGUAGUGGGAAAGAAGUUAAAUCGGAUCUGCCAGAAAUUCCCAAGAGCAUAAUUGUCUUCCACCAGCCUCCCCAUGAGUAAGAGACCCCAACUGAUUUGCUAUUAAUCAUGGAAUUUUUCAUUUUCACAAUUUGUCAAAGUCCCCCUUUUAUAGUGUCACUUAUAUUCAGUAGUCAUUUUUAACUACUUACUCUAUUUCUGUUCUUUUCCUUUGAAAGACGGAUAGCACCUUUUUAAAAAAAAAACAAAAACACCCAUUCCUUCAAUCUUAACACAACAGUUUUCAUUUUUGCAUGUAACUUUCAGGCUUUGUCCACAUAUGAACAUAUAUAGCAACACAUAGCUAUAGUUAUACUGUGUUACCUAACUUUGUGGCUUAAUACCCAAGAACACAUUACUGUUGCCAUUUAGUAGAUGGCACCAGUCACCAUUUUCCCAGUGAUUCUAUUUUCAAACCAUUUUUUCUUGGGAACAAGUUGAUUUCCUAAGGCUCAUAGCAUGAAUGCUUGUUUCUGUUACAAAAAGCAAAGCAAAUUGACUCAGCUUUCCAUUUUGAUUGACUAUUACGUGCCAGAAAGGUUUUAUUUUCUCUGUAAAAUCCAGAAAUGCAAAAUAAAUGCUAUUUAUUUUUAAAUUUUUUGAAUAUUCUGUUAGAAUUCUGUAAAUACAAGUUACCUUUAUGAGUAAAUUAUUUUGUGUGCUAAAAGAAAUUAAAAGAUAAUGUGUUGACAUUUUAAAUUAGUUUAAAUCAAACUAAUUAAUUGUGUGUAUCCCAGUCUGGUUUACUAGUUAUUUAUGAUUCCCAUGAACUGUGAUGUGUUUUCUCAUUAUUUUAACUCAGAAUGAAAAGGCAGCAGUUUCCUUUAUAGGAACACUCAGAUUGUUUCGUUCUAAUGCACUGUGAUUAUCUCCUUGAAGAAUAAAAUUUGGUCCCUACUUAUUGAAUUUCUAUUAGUACGUUGUCACUGAACAUUUCAAAUGGGAAGAUGUUUAAAUUAUUGACAUCCUUCAUUGGUAUAUGUGAUGGUUAGGUUCAUCUGUCAACUUGGCCAGGUGAUGGUACCCAGCUGUCUGUUCAAGCAAGCACUGGCCUAACCGUUGCCGUGAGGACAUUUGUGGCUGGUUAAUAAACCA